CCGGUCCCCAACAGGUGGCCAUCAAGGUGCGCACCACCGCCAACGUCGCCGUUGCGGCCGGGGUGUGCUUUCCUGGCCUAUAGCAAAGGAAGCAAUUUUGGUUGAAUACCUGUCAACGUCACCAACAACGCCAAGCGGGCAGCAAACUCCAAACGUCCAACCAUGACCGCCACCGACCUUUCCUGGUCCUCGUCAAAAGGCGCCUCGCGUGCCGGUACUCAAUCAAGACCCAGAGCCAUUCCCGACCCGGCAAUCCCUCCCUCGUCUCCCUCGACCGUUGCACAGGUUUCCGCCGAGGGAGAGUCGACAAUGCCUCCCAACAAUGAUCCCAAUUCUCGCGAGACACUCGCCGUGCAUACCUCCCUCCUCUUCGACCCCAUCCAGAAGUCCUUUCUGAAGAAUGUCUCGGUUGAGGUUAACACCAAAACCGGUGCCAUUGCCCGUCUUUACCAACGCGACAGCUCCCAUCUCCCGGGCCCUCUGUCCGAGCACGAUAUCGAUCUCCGCGGCAAAGUAGUCCUCCCGGGCUUUGUUGACUCGCACACCCACAUCUUCCUGCACUCAGACAAAGAACGUCUUCACUCACACCAGAUGCGCGACGAGUCCCCCGUCGAGCGCACCGUGCGGGCGGUCAACCACGCCCGCGCCGCCCUCCUGGCAGGGUACACGACGUACCGGGACCUGGGCACCGAGGCGCUGGGCAACGCCGACGCCAACCUGCGCGACUGCAUCAACCGCGGCCUGACGCCCGGGCCGCGCCUGCUCGUCGCCACCGAGGCCCUCGCCUCGAACGGCAGCUACGAGAUCCGCACCGAGAACCGCCUCGCCCGCGGGUCCGCCGUGGGCCUGACCCUGCCGCGUGCCUCGGACCCGGCCGACGGCGUCUGGGCCGUCCGCGCAGCCGUCCGGAGGCGCGUCGGCGAGGGCGCCGACGUCAUCAAGUUCUACGCCGACUACCGCCGCCGCGUGAUGCGCUUCCCGCCCGACACCGAGGGCCCCGGCGGCCGCCUGCUGUUCCCGCCCGACCGCCGCGAGAGGAACCCCGCGCUGCCGCUCUACUCGCAGGAGGAGAUGGACGCCAUCGUCGCCGAGGCGAGGCUGGCCGACGUGCCCGUGGCCGCCCACGCCGCCGAGACGAGCACCGCGCUGAUGGCAGUCAGGGCUGGCGUCACCACGGUCGAGCACAUCUUCGCCGACACGUCUCGGUGCCGGGACGAGAUGGUGGCCGAGAUGGCGGGGAGGGGCACCAUCUGGGUGCCCACCCUUAGCACGGCCGAGGAAGGGUUCGACGAGCACAAGUUUGAGUGCUGCAAGAGGGCCGUCAAGGAGGCCUUUGAUCGGGGCGUGAGGCUGGCGGCCGGGGCCGACACCGGCGUCUUCAACCACGGCCGCAACUGCAGGGAGAUGGAGAUCAUGAUCGAGGCCGGCAUCCCGGUGGAAGACGUGCUCGUCGCCGGUACGUACACCGGGUGGCAUGCCUGCGGCGGGGACGCCUCCGGGUUCCGGUUCGGGUGGUGGGACGAGGGUAACCGGGCCGACAUUGUCGCCCUGGACGCCGACCCCAGAGAGGACCCGAAGGCGUUCCGGAAGGUCAGCUUCGUCAUGAAGGACGGCCUGGUGUGGAAGCGGGACGGGCGGCCGGUCGACGCGUUCCCUGCGACGCAGUGGCCGGAGGAGGAAGCCGCAGAGUCGGCCGAGGAGAGCGGGACACUCAGGGAGCCGGCGGCGAUCCCUCUCAGAUCUGCGUUGUGUGCGGCGUCGACCGCGUCGCCCUCUGCGCCAUCGUUCGGCGGACCGACUCCGGCCACGUCGAGUAUCAAGGGUUCUAGGGAUCCAACACCAGCUGCUACGUCUGAUGUAGGCUGGGAGACGGACUCGUUUGAUGUCAAUCUCGGUUGAAGUGUUCUUGGCCUCGCUGGUUGCCGCCGAGGAUAUUCUCUGUCUGGGGGCUGGAUAGAGAAAAAGAAAACAUCAUUACAAAUAUACAUAUCCUGGUUCGCCACUUCGCUUCCUGAGACAGCUGAAUUCAGCUAAGUUGAAAAAAAGAGAGAUGACUGAUGCUCGAAAGGUUAGGUGACAAGGGAGUGGUGACAAGGGAGGCAGCCGGAUAUUUGGUGUUGUUGGCCUUUCCUUUCUAGCCAGUGCACAGCUCUGGCUCAAUGGAAAGUAUCCUGAUGAAGCAUGCGCAGACCUCUUGAACUCUGCCGGCUCACGACCGAUCUGUGUCUAGAUUUCUGCGUGGUCCCACACCGCGGUGUCUGACGACCACGGGAGUCAGUUCUUAGAAUGGAGUGAAGCAGGGGAGAGGUGUUGUCACUCCCCGGAUGCGUCGCUUCCACUUAGGAUACGCCCCAAAGAAAGGAAUUGACCAAGGCGGAGUUGGCGUCCCUUGUCAUUCACGGGGCGCAAUGUGUUGCUAAUCCAAGAUUAUCAAACCAUCGGCGGCUCGGGCUGUCAAAACAUGUCGUGCACUUCAGAAAUUCAGACCCAUCCACACAGCACGUCAGCGAAGGGGGGAUUUUCGGCAAGGCAAAAAACAUGCGCAAGAGGCACAACACCAAGGCAGCUCGCCCGACCUACCCCCUUCGCCGCCCCUUCGGUGGCAGCAUAUUCUGUACAUAACUCGGCGCGCGCCCCGGGGCUCCGGCCCGACUAGUCAGACGCGCCUCUUUCCACGCCGCCGCCUAACCCGCGCCCACUGACGGUGCCGGGAGCGCGAAUACACACAUACGUGCUCACUGCUCGCCG
Messenger RNA from Thermothelomyces thermophilus ATCC 42464, 2748 nucleotides. RefSeq lists its product as uncharacterized. The coding region runs from base 310 to 1899 and encodes 529 amino acids. The record is from RefSeq and is a predicted model, not a curated record. The transcript is spliced from 2 exons. Gene Ontology annotation, molecular function: hydrolase activity, acting on carbon-nitrogen (but not peptide) bonds. Lineage: Eukaryota; Fungi; Ascomycota; Sordariomycetes; Sordariales; Chaetomiaceae.